Molecule: messenger RNA, 652 nt
Organism: Loa loa (African eye worm)
Lineage: Eukaryota; Metazoa; Nematoda; Chromadorea; Rhabditida; Onchocercidae
Exons: 2
Coding region: 1-498 (165 amino acids)
Source: RefSeq, a predicted model, not a curated record
AUGGUGUCGGCUAAACACGCUAUUGGUCAGGCAAACCCAAAACCGAAAGUCAUCUUUCAGAAGUUGGCUUCAUGGUUAAAAACUCUGUCGCCUCCAAACUCAAAAAUUUACCGGCAAAUCAUUCCGACCGCAUCAUUUUUGUUACGCUUCCAACUGCACAACAAGCAACUUGUUCUUUUCGGCAUACAUGCCCCAACUCUGCAAACUGAUCCUAAGGAAAGAGACAAAUUCUAUAUCGACCAGCACCGUCUCAUCCAAAAGGUUCCUGCAGAUGGUAAUCCCCGAGCAACAACACACUAUUACAAGUACUAUCUUCCAGCAGAGGGACAGUUUAAAGACAACGUGGAUGCAUUCUCGACCCUGUCGGCAGAUUUUCGAGUUUGGUGGCGAUGGAGUUUGACCUAUGUCUUAGUGUGUCAAAGAAACGUCCAAGAUAUUCAUCAUACUCAUGUGAUGCAUAGCAGAAUGCCAAACAGAUCACCGUCUCGUGCCAUGUAAACUCAACCUCCGCAUCAAAUCUAAACCUAAGAGAGAUAGAAUUGCAAGAAGGCUUAAAGGUUCAAUCUCUCAAAUCUCAAUCUCCAAACACCUACAGUGAGAGAUAACUUCCAGAUGAAUCUUCAAACCGGACUUCAAGAUCCCUUUCCUGAAG